CUCACAUUCACACUCACACUCGCACCACAAGCAGCAUUUGUCUGUGCUGUAGAGAAGAAACUCUCUUCACUUGUGCUUAUUAGACGAAAGCUCAUUUGUUUACGUUUUAUAAAUCGCCUCUAAUUUCACUUUUCUUUAAAAAAAAUAAUAUUUGCGCGGAAUAAGAGCGAUUAUGUUCAGACCGCUCAUCAUGAAUCCAGCUUUCCUACCUGCGCAAACUAAAGGCGUUUUGAAGGCGCUCCUGGAGGAACCCAUAAAACUACCUUUACACCAAGAUGAAGGUUAUAGGAACGAAAGAGAGAAGGUGAAAAAGUUGGAGGAAGAGGGAAACCCUCCACAAUCAGCUUUCUUGGGGCCAACACUUUGGGAUAAAAGAUUGCCUUACGAUGGGAAUAGUUUUCAGUUGGAGUAUAUGGACCUUGACGAGUUCCUUUAUGAAAAUGGCAUCCCCUCCAGUCCCGCACAACAUGACCAAAACAUCCAUCACCAGCAACAGCAGCAGGCUUCCAUGUCCCAGGACCCCAUCUCAGUCAUGAACCUUAGCAACCGGGCCAUCACCUCCAUCCACAUGGUUCCCCAGAACUGCCUCCACAGCCCGGGAAGACCAGUUUUGCCUGCAUCACGUAACACACCAAGCCCAAUAGACCCGGAGGACAUUCAGAUACCGAUGAGCUAUGAGCCUGAUCCAGAAGAUCUGGCUCUGUCCAGCGUGCCUGGCCAGGAGGUUUUCGACCCAAGAAAACGCAAGUUCUCAGAACAGGAGCUGAAGCCUCAGCCUAUGAUCAAAAAAGCAUGCAAAGUCUUCAUUCCUGAUGAUAUGAAGCAGGAUGAAAAAUACUGGGCACGGCGCAGAAAGAACAACGUGGCUGCCAAGAGGUCACGGGACGCCCGGCGUCUCAAGGAAAAUCAGAUUGCAAUCCGGGCUGGUUUCCUGGAGAAAGAGAACGCGGCUCUCCGACAGGAAGUUGCUGACCUACGGAAAGAGCUGGGGCUUUGUAAAAAUACCUUAACCAACUAUGAAACUCAGCACAGCCCCCUGUGAGGCCCUGGGGACCCGAGGUUCCCCUAUCCCAUGCCCAUUCAGUUUGAAGAACAAUAUUCUUGGGUUAAGGUCCAUUUGUCCUGCCGUUAAGCCAGUCCUCACCUCAUUCUGUUCUUGGCACCUUAGACGGCAGAAAAUGUUUUGUCAUGUAUUUAUUUUAUGCAUCUUAUAGAGAACUACCUGCUUUUUGUUUGUUACUGCAAACAAAUCCAUCAUUGUUUGCUGAUCAUAUUUCUUAAUAGGACAUACUGCUUAUAUUUCAGUGUGUGGUAGCAUUUCACUUGUCUUUAUAACACAAACGUUUUGCCUUGAUUUGGUGUACUUUAGCAGUAAAGUCAGAGCCAGAAGACUUUAGAGACUCAUACACUUAGCAUUGUCUAUGAUAGUGACACGUCCAUUGCUACUUAGGUCUUCAGACGUGUUUAGGUUGUGUGUUUCUGUAAAGACAUUGUUCUAACAGACAGAACAGAAUGUAGCAAGUUUAACAAUAUUUGUUUGAAAUUAGUUUGAAUUUAUAAAAUAGGCCUUUAUAUCAACCAUCUCAACAGACUGGAUGUUUACAGAUAAUUACUUCUGUACACCUAAAUAUCUGACUCAACAUGUUCUAAUUAGAAAACAGACAAUCAGGUUUAUUCCAAAGCAUUAUAAAAUAAGUAUAGCAGCUUUUAAAAAUCCGUGCCACAUGGAGUGUUACUGAAUUAGCUGUUACCUUGAUUAUGAACCCAUAGUUGGAUUUGUAGUCUAUUUGGUUAAAUGGACUUUCUCAGUUGUUAAAAUGAUAUAUUUAUGUUAUUCAGAAUGUUUUCUUACAGUUCAGAGUCUGUCCAUACCCCAUAGAUUGUUUUAAUCAGUUGAUAAACUUUUUAUAAAACCAAAGGUGGCUUGUGUGGGAAAUUAAUACCGCUGUAUAGAUUUUUUCUCUUAAAAAAAUAUUUUCUAAGUGCAACUGGAGAUAUUUGUAUGAAGGCACAAGACAGAGACCAUGAACAUAAUUUAUUCUGCAUUUAGCUUGCUUAAACUGUGAUCAAAGGAAAGCAUUGUGAAGAUCCAAUGCCAUUAUCACAUAAGGUGCGCUGUUUUGGCAGAAUUGUAUUUAGGGUAUAUUAAUACAUAGGAGGGUAUAUUGCCUUUUGUUUAUCCGUUGUAAAAUGAAUGUACAAUAUAAGUAUGGUGUUUAUUUUAUGUCUAUCACUCUUUCCUACAGACCAAAUUAUAUAUAAUACAAGAAGGCUAUAUUGUCAUAUUGAAAUUAAAUGUUUUUUUACAAAGCUAUUUUUGUUUUUGUACAGUAUUUUCAUAUGAAUUUCUGAAUAUACUGUAUUUAAUUUGAUGAAUGUAUAUAUUUAUAUAUAGGUAUCAAUCUAUAUUAAAGAGUUCUAAAUUCUACAGGCAACUGUAUGGGCAUUAUUACAACACAUUUAUGUACAUGUGACCAUAGUUUAAUCUUUUAGAUGUGUCUAUUCUUACACAAUCACUUUGGUAUUAUAUGCAUCAACAUGGAAACAAAUAUUUAAUGUUUAUUGUUUUCUUUUAUAGUUACUUCAAUUAUAUUUUCAAUUCCUGUCAUGUAUUGGUGGUGAUGUACAAUCAUGAAAAAUGCUAUUAUUGUGUUUUUGCCAAAUUUGGUAAAAGAAAGCAAUUCUCAGCCAUGGAAACUGAGAAUGUUGUAUUGUGUAUUUCAGCAAACCAAACAGAAUUGUCUUUUAUAUUAAAUAUAUAAAAUUACAGCAUGUUUUAAAUAUUACCAUGAAUUCUUUCUUCAUGUGAUGAAUUGACCUCAAUAUUUGCAAUAUGUGGUCCUUUUAUGGUUCAUUUUCCCUGUUGAGUUGCUCUUAAUGAAAA
This is a messenger RNA of Myxocyprinus asiaticus (Chinese sucker), 2884 nucleotides long. RefSeq names its product hepatic leukemia factor-like. Gene Ontology annotation, biological process: regulation of transcription by RNA polymerase II. The transcript has 4 exons. NCBI's taxonomy places the organism in Eukaryota, Metazoa, Chordata, Actinopteri, Cypriniformes, Catostomidae. Gene Ontology annotation, cellular component: nucleus. Gene Ontology annotation, molecular function: DNA-binding transcription factor activity, RNA polymerase II-specific; RNA polymerase II cis-regulatory region sequence-specific DNA binding. The record is from RefSeq and is a predicted model, not a curated record. The coding region runs from base 173 to 1042 and encodes 289 amino acids.